Molecule: messenger RNA, 240 nt
Organism: Aspergillus novofumigatus IBT 16806
Lineage: Eukaryota; Fungi; Ascomycota; Eurotiomycetes; Eurotiales; Aspergillaceae
Exons: 1
Source: RefSeq, a predicted model, not a curated record
UAUAUAAUAUAUAUUCAUGAUAUUAUGUGGCCCUUCCCUAAAACCACACUUUCUCCAAAGCUCAUGGUCAUAAAAUACUUAUUUAUCGCGGAUAAUCUGAAUUUCAGCGCCAAAAGUCCAAUCAAGAAGGAGAAAGAGCUUGUGCUUCAUUUCAGAACUCUGGAUGAAAUAGGCGAAGAGAGUGAUUUAGAGUGUAUUUACAUUAAUAACAUAGUGUCAGCUGACACUAAGCAAGAUUAA